UGCUGAGAACAAUUUUGAAACUCGCGGGUGUUAGCAAUUGUAGCGCUACGCAGGUGGUUAUGUGAACUUCUAGCUUCUUUGACUGAAUGGUCUGCUAUACUCUCUGGGUCUGCUGUGCUGCACCGACUGCUCAGUACGUCAAAUCUGUUUUAACAUUGAGUGAACCUGGUCAAAUUUGCACUACUGCUCGGAAAUCGUCAUGUUUAAUGUUAUAUAAAAGAGUCUGUUCUUGCUGGGGCCUAGCCUACUUGUGGUAUUACAUUGAAAUUACAAUUAUAUCAGUGUGAAACAUGACAUGAAACCGCAUGAAACGAACUCUUUCCACGAGGUACAUGUAAAACUGCCGGUAAAACAAUUAGAGCAGUUCGAUAUUUCACAAAAGAGGAAAAUGAAGGAAGAAAGCUUGAGAAAUAAGCGCCCAAUGUCGGAUGAAGAGAGACAGCAGCUAGCCGAACAACUGGAUAAAGAAUUAGAUGAUUACAUUAAUAGUCUACCAAAGACUUCACAUGCUUUUUUAUGCCCGAAGGAAAUGGAAAAACAUCCAUUUUUUAUGACAAAAUCUCCCUCUGAAGAUGCUGAAUUACCACCGUUGCUGGAAGGCAUUCAACAACUAAAAUAUGAUGAAGAGGAGAACACUCCUGAAGAGACCAAUAUUUGUUGUAGGUCUUGCUUGAGAGAUUGUCAGGAAGCAUUGAAAUUGAAGAAACCCUAUGUGAAGGCUCAGACUCGUUUAGCACAGUGUUUUUUGUUUCUUCAUUUACAUGACGAUUGCAUUCAGGCAUGUGAUGAUAUUCUUAUGGAUUCUCCUUCUGAUAAAGAAAUAUUGGAUCUUCGUAAUAAGGCAGUGAAUUCAAAAAAAGUACAAGAGAGAGAGAAGAGAAAACUGGCUGCUGCUCAGCGCAAAGAUGAAGUCAAUGAGAAAGCGCUACUGAAAGCUUUGCAAGAGAGGAACAUACAGAUUUAUAAGAAAGGGACAGAAAAAUGGAGUCUAAAAGACUUAGAACCUCAGAGCCCAGAGGCAAUACAUUCUAAAGUACAUCUGGAAAAUAAUCGCCUUGUUUGGCCUGUAAUUUUUCUUUAUCCAGAAUACCAAACAACAGACUUUAUUCAGGAGUUUUCUGAAGACAGCACCUUUGAAGAUCAGUUGAAUGUCAUGUUCGAGGUCUGUCCAGAAUGGGAUGUUGAAGAGAAAUAUAAACCACCUCAUUUACAAGUAUACUUUGAGAAUCAGAAUACAGGUCGAUUGUGUUCUGUGCCAUCGAAGAGUACACUUUUACAAGCUCUCUCUGAUAAAAGGUAUUUUGUUAUUGGUGGAACUCCAUCAUUCAUCAUAUUUGUGACAGGAAGCGACACUGAAAAAAAGUAUGUAAAUAGUUAAUAUAUAGCAUUCACUUCAUGAAGACAGUAAUUCUGCAGAAAGGUUAUCUGUGUAGCUGUGGUAAAGUCUGUAUGUAAAGGAGGACUAUCUUGUAGUACAAGAGAUGCAAUUCUACAGCAGUCUCUUUAUAAGAAGUGUUAUAAUAUAAAAGAUAUUAUCCUGAAAAGUUCUUCAAAGUUGUUGCAUUUGUUUCUUGGAAGGUAUCAUCUGAGUUCUUAUUAUCAUUGCAGUCCUAUUUUGUCAUAUACGAGAAAUAAUCUGAAUAUUGCAAUUUCGUAGGUUAGCAAUUCUCAACCAAUGUUAUACAGAAAGUUCAUGAAUGAAAUUAAAGAUAUUUUCUUUGGAAUCUCUAUUCCUAAUAACACAGACCUUUUUUUAAAAAAAAUGUUAUCUUUUCAACACAGUAACACCAGUGUGAAAGGAAGUCUCAGUUUUUGAGCUAUGUGCUUUGCCAAGUCUAUUACUGUGCAACCAACGCAUGGCUAGCAAAAAUUAGUUUAUUUUAUCCUACACCUAUCGAAAUCUACUUUGCAAACUCGCUUGUUAUAUGUUUUAACAGAAUGUUCUUCUGCCGCUCUGAAAGAGGUAGUUCACGCUCUUCAAGAUCUUUCAGUAGUUUAACAAAGUGUUUGUGUAUGCAUGCGAUAUAACUGCAUGGGUUCUCUGCAGAGGCUUGGUUAAUGAUUCGAUUGAACUGUUGCAGAGGAAAUGGAACGUGUCAGAUAUGUAAUGUACGAGACUUAGAAACGGUGUAGCUAUAAGGAUAGUGAUAGAUGUGGGAAACUGAAUUGUCAGAGAAUUUCCUAUUUUCUAGAAAGGUUAGAGAAUUUUUGUUUCCGUGGAAAAAUUAUUGAGGUUUGGAAAAUAGGAAAUUGUGAUUAUUUAAAUGGUGGAAGGAAAAGGGCAUGUUUUAAAAAAUGUUGUUCUGAGAAUAUCUCUUUUAGAGUCUGUCAAAUUAUUUGUGAGCUGCAAUAGUGGCACAACUCAAAAUCUCAGGUGUUGAGAUAAAGGUUUCACCAUGUAUUGAAAUGCAUCAUUCUUGCAUUCACACAUCUGCCAUUUGUUGAGAGAAUCCUAUACUGUAAGAUAUGCCUUCGUUGUUGCUAGAAGGUAGACAAUUCAGCAAUUCUAGACAGUGCAUUACCCCAAAAUUGGUAUUUUUUUGAGAUGUGCCUCUUUUGCAGACCACAAGCGAAAUGAUUUAAAGUUGGAUUCAUGUAAAAAGUAGCUUAAAAGAAAAGAGCAUUGUUCAGUAUUGUUCUGAAGCGUACUAAUGGAAACGCCCAUUAAUGAGUCCUUCACUCACAGUGGGUUAUUCACAGGGACCACUGUCUGGCAUGUAUUGUUUCUCUGUAAGGAAUUUCUAUUUAAAAUAAGAGGUGGCCAACCACAGAAGAACAGACUUCACUUUGUUCUUUAGCAUCUCAACAAGUCUUCCCGUGGUAGUGUUUUUUAUUGAACUUGUCUUAAGAAAUUUAUACAAUUCUUCACUUUUCUGUGUAUUUGAAUGUAAUUGAAAAUGUCCUGCAAUAAUGCAAUUUGCAUGCAGUUGAUGUAAUUCACUGAGCUUAUCAAGGUUCAUCGCAUGAGUCAGUGGUCAUCUUUCAAAAUUUUAUAAAAAAUGCAAUUGGGUAUCACUAACAAAUAGACAGCUCUCAAUUACUGGAAUUCUGUUCAUCAGACCUUGGUGUUUGAAAAUUAAAUAUUUUUAUAUAUAGCAGUUAACAAACAAAGCAAAGUAUAAUGGAACGACAAUAAUUAGUCAACAAAAAAAGCUCUAAAAAUGAUACUUUCUGAUAAAGAUCCAGUCUACUAGUUUCUGUCAAUGUUCAUCUAGCCUAUAUUUUUUAUUACCAACCUGAAAAUGGUUGUUUUUUUUUCAAAAAUGUUCUUGUGGGCACAAUUAUCAUUGUUGGUACUGUGUGGCAAUUUAAGUAUUUCAGUUCACAGCAACAUUCAAUUUGUUACUAAAAGUUGAACAAUUAGGUAUAUAGUUUUAUAGCUACAUAUACAUUCAUAACCAUGAAUAUGAUUGCACUCUUCUCAUCAAAGCUUUUCAACACAAAUUUAUAGCCAAUAGAAUCUACUUACGAUAAUUUUGAAAGAUUCUUUCUGAGAUACAAAUGCAGAAAUUAAGCCAUACUUUUUUAUUUGCACCUACCACCUUACUAAUAAACCCUGAGUAAAAUUUACAUCUGGUGUUAGUCAGGAGUUGGCAAAACACGGAGAGCGGUGCAUAAAUUGGGAGUAAGGCAGGCCCAGUUUCCAUGGCAACCGCUGUACCCAGUUGACCGUUAGUUAAACCUCGGAGGAAAAGUGAAGUAGCACAAGGCCGUGGCAAUACACACGCAAGGAGGUUAGAAUAUAUAGAGAUGACGUCCUCAGAAAGUGAGCCUUUUGAUGAGAGCACUGCGGUCGGGCCGCUUUGAUCUUGCUUACGGCUUUACUGCCAGUGUGAAAUAUUGUUUUCGGUAUUCAAUUGUAUUCUUGAGAAUAAACGUUUGAUAUUAACAUUUAAAUUGUUUUUCUUUAAAAAACAGAAUAAUCAAAAUUGGAACAUUUUUCUCAAAUACGAGACUUUUUUAAUGCAUUUUAUCUGUCUUUUCAUGAAGGCCCUAAUUUAGAAUAAAUCUGAUUCUGUUCCAGUCAAUGGGAGAAUACCUACUCCCGCAACAUAAUGAAACGGCAAUGUUUUCAACAAGUUUUUAGAGAGUCCUGUUGAUUCAUAAUUAGCAUACUAUAUUUUGGCGGUAUUCAUCUCUUUCAGCAGUGGUCUAAGAAUUUUGUAGCAUACCCCUGAGUUUUUACUAUAGAGGCAGUAGGUGAUUUAGCAUUGAGCUAAAUAAGCUACAUCUUGGGGCCUCAGAGCCCAAUAAGCCUAACAUAUUAUAAAAACAAAAUUGCAAAUUUGCUAAAAAAAAUUCUGAAAAAAUACAGAUUUAUAAUUAGUUUCAGUACAUAAAUAAAUUUGAUAAACACACUAUUGGAGUUGAAACAGGCAUAUUCAUUAUCAUAUAUUUUGGUGUGAACUCGUCCAGUAGAUGACAAAAUCCAUCAUGCCACAAUCAGUUACAGCAGCUGACUCAAACCGUAUCUUUUAAUAUACCCAACUUUGGCUUAUUAAAGUACAAAGAGUUCAAAAACAAGUGUCGAGCUACUACAGGACAAGAAAAACUCAAUUCACUAGCAAUGAUAUUCUGUGAAAAUUAUAAUCUCUGAGGUUUCUUUCAAGAAUACUUGCUGGUGGGUUUGUUUGUGACUGUAUCACUGCAACCAUAGAACAGUUUUCAUGGCAACCGCAUUCUCAGCCAAGAAUAAAAUUUCUUCUCAGAAAAAUCCUUAAUAUUUCUCUUCAAAAAAUUAUAUUUAGAUUCACUCAAGCAUUUCAUUUCCAUUUUUUUCAGAAAUUUUCAAAAGACAAGAAACUUCCAAAAUUAGUACUCAUUUCAAAUGUGGAACACAAACAAAUGUUCUUUCAUGUUUUCGAUUUCAUGUGACUUGUUCGUUUCACCUGCUUUCUUGCAUGUCAAACUAUUGAGAAUACGUUGCCAAAUGACAGUUGAAUAAUGUACUCAUAAUUUUCCUUUAUUUCAUUAGAUUCAUUCAAAAUAUUUUUUUGCCAAAUAUGGAUUGCAGAGUAAAGCCCUCAUAGUUACUCUGUGAUUAUUGGUACAAAAUUAACCUUCGCUUACUCUGGGCUUACGCUGAGAGAAGUUAUUUCUGGAGUAAACAUGUUACUCCCUCCUUACAUCAGACCUUUGAUAGUAAGCCAGAUAAGGUAUAGUGCAUUUGAUUUCACUAAGAAAAGACAUUUGUAUAAAAUGUGUGCAGAUAUGUACUUUCAUUUUAUAUAAAUAAAAUAUAAAGAUAAAUAUUGGUGAUUAUGUUAACAUUGUAAAAUAAUGUUGAUCACAAUAUUUCUGUUCAAGUACUUUUGACUUCCUCAUGUGCUGCAUAGUUUAGAAAAAAAUACAUUCAUGAAAUGAAUGCAUGCUGCAUGGAAAGUGUCAAGUGUCUAAUGCUGCACGAAAACUUCGUUUUGUGGGUGGUUGUCUGAUUUCAAAAACUAGGA
Molecule: messenger RNA, 5450 nt
Organism: Gryllus bimaculatus (two-spotted cricket)
Lineage: Eukaryota; Metazoa; Arthropoda; Insecta; Orthoptera; Gryllidae
Source: the annotation of a GenBank genome assembly